AUGUCGCCCAUGACCUCCAUGGCCGUCAAGGCCGCCCUCCUUCUCCUGCCGUUCGCAUCCGCGGCCUCCAACGACACCUACUCCCGUAACGGCCUUACCUGGUCCCGCGGCCUCCGCAUGAACCAGAUCCAGGUCGUCGGCACUCACAAUUCGUACCACCGUGAGGCUCCUCUCGAGGAGCACCCUACGCAGGCCGGUAUUCUUCCCUCGGUGGAGAACUACUACUAUUCUCACCCGGCCCUCGACAUUCAGGCGACAUACCAGUCUAUUCGCAACUUUGAGCUUGACAUUUUUGCCGAUCCCGAGGGCGGCCACUAUGCCUCCCCGAAAAUCCGCGAGUUGGCCAACCUUUCCACCACUCCCGAUCCGGAACUUCAGCAGCCUGGUAUCAAGGUCAUGCACGUAGCUGACGCGGACUAUCACACCACCUGCAAAACCUUUGUCGGGUGCUUGAAUAUCGUGAAGACAUGGAGCAAGGCGCAACCUGACCAUGUCCCCAUCCCCUUCAUGAUCGAGUUCAAGACUUCCGAGGCGAUGAUCGCUGAACUCGGCGGAGCCUCCGUGAUCCCUUGGAAUGACACCAAGCUGCUUCAGGGGCUCGACGACGAGAUCCGUAGCGUUUUCGGUCCCGAAGACCUCGUAACUCCCGACGACAUCCGCAGAGGCAACUUGACCCUGGAACAGUCCGUUCUGCAGCACGGCUGGCCUGACCUGGAGAGUGCCCGUGGGCGCGUGCUUUUCCUCAUGGACAACGGACCUGUCCACCCCGUCCGUGACGCUUACACCGCCGGCAAGCCCAACCUCGAGGGCCGUGUUUUGUUCACCAACUCCGCCCCGGGUGAAUCCGACUGUGCUUUCCAGAAGCUCAACGAUCCCACCGGUACGGAGCAGGCCAACAUCCAGCAGCAGGUGAAGGCCGGCUACUGGGUUCGCACCCGCGCCGAUAUUCCCCUCGACACUCUGCUCUCCAACGACACCACCGGCAUGCGCAAGGCGGCCUUCUCCAGCGGCGCCCAAAUCGUUUCCACUGAUUUCCAGGCCUACGGCAUGAGCACCCGCUGGAAUGUUGACUACGCUGUUCGUCUUGCUGGAGGUGCUGCUGCUCGCUGCAACCCGAUCACUGGAGGUGCGGGCUGCGAUGAUUCCAAGCUUGAGCCUGUCGAGUAUGUUCGCAACUAG
Molecule: messenger RNA, 1179 nt
Organism: Colletotrichum karsti
Lineage: Eukaryota; Fungi; Ascomycota; Sordariomycetes; Glomerellales; Glomerellaceae
Product: acid phosphatase
Exons: 3
Coding region: 1-1179 (392 amino acids)
Biological process (GO): lipid metabolic process
Molecular function (GO): phosphoric diester hydrolase activity
Source: RefSeq, a predicted model, not a curated record